AUGAAGUUGAUUGCCCUAAUUAUAAGUACCAUGUUUGCAAUUUUUGCAUACGCAGACACCUUCCAAUACAAAGGAUGCUACUCCAAAGAUGAUCUAGCUAGCAAGUUGGUAGCCAAGGGAGCUUACACCUACCAAUCACGUGGAUGGUGUCAAUCGCAAUGUCCAUCUGCUGCGGUAUUAGCUUUAUUGAAUGGAAGUGACUGUUUCUGUGGGGACGAUGCGAAAGUAUUGAAAGGCCUGAAGACCGUUGAAGAGGCCAAAUGUAAUAAGCCAUGUAACGGAUACCCAUUUGAAGUGUGCGGCUCUGAAAAUUACCUCUCCGUGUUAUUGAAUGAUAAAUUCAAAAACGAUGUUUAA
Molecule: messenger RNA, 357 nt
Organism: Eremothecium cymbalariae DBVPG#7215
Lineage: Eukaryota; Fungi; Ascomycota; Saccharomycetes; Saccharomycetales; Saccharomycetaceae
Exons: 1
Coding region: 1-357 (118 amino acids)
Source: RefSeq, a predicted model, not a curated record